Messenger RNA from Dictyostelium purpureum, 1182 nucleotides. RefSeq lists its product as uncharacterized. The coding region runs from base 1 to 1182 and encodes 393 amino acids. The record is from RefSeq and is a predicted model, not a curated record. The transcript is spliced from 4 exons. Gene Ontology annotation, biological process: nucleobase-containing compound metabolic process. Gene Ontology annotation, molecular function: nucleic acid binding; 3'-5' exonuclease activity. Lineage: Eukaryota; Evosea; Eumycetozoa; Dictyosteliales; Dictyosteliaceae.
AUGAAUAGUUGUAUAAAUAUAAAUAAAACAAAGAAUUUAAUUUUUGGUUUAAGAAAUUUAAAUUUACAAUCAAAAAGUUUUUAUGCAACCAAAACACCAUUAGAAGAACAACAAUUAAAGAUAAAAAGAGAAUUUGUUGAACAUAGAAACUCAGUUAAUAUAUCCAAUCUUUUUUUACCAAAAUAUGUUGAAGGUUUAAAACAAAGUAUUACACCAAGCUUAUUAGAAAGAUCAAAAGAAAAAAUCUAUGUCGAAACAGAUUUUUUGGAAUUUCGUAAAUAUGUUUUUGAUAAUAGAGAAGAUUGCAUCAAGUUUUUAAUUGAAGCAAAAAAAUAUAUAGAAUCUAUAAAAGAGGAAUACCAAAAAGAAUAUACAAAGGUAUUGGAUGACAAAAUUAGAGAAUUAGAAGAGGAAAGAAUAAAAUUAUUAGAACCUAGAUUUUUAAAAAAAAGAAAGUUUUUUUUUAAGAAAAAUCAAGUAUAUGAACCAACAGCAACUGUUAAUCUUACAAAUAUUGACCCAUUAUAUAACACAGACAUUAAAACUAUUCAACAAUUACCAGUACCAGAUAUCAAGUUAAACACCACUGUUGUCGAAUUUGAAGACCAAAUGGAAAGUGGUAUUCGUUCUUUAUUAAAUGGUAAAUUACCAAACGAAAUAACAGAAAAAGAUAAUAUUAUACUUGGUUUCGAUUGUGAUUGGUCUGGUUUAUCAAAAUAUUUAACUGGUAUUACCUCAAAAGUUUCAGUUAUAUCAAUAUCAAAUGGAGAAAACACAGUUAUUUUUAGAAUUUGUAAUUAUGGAUUAUCACCAUUCGAUCUUUUAGGUCAAUUAUUAUUACACAAAAAUAUUGUUAAAACAGGUGUUAGAGUCCACAAAGAUUCAAAUAAAAUAUCAAAAGAUUAUGGUUUCUUACCUGAAAAUGUUAUUGAUAUAAGCUUUACAAAACAAGCAGCAAUUGCAACAGGAAAGUUAAUAAAUGGAAUUAGUAUUGAGAAAUUAGCAGCAUGUAUUUUUAACGUUAAUAUUUCAAGAAGCAGAUCACUCAAACUUUCAAAUUGGGCAUCUUCCCAAGGACUUACAAAUGAACAAAUUCAAAGUCUUUCAUACAAUGCAUAUUAUUCAUACAAAGCCCAUUUUAAAAUACAAGAACUCCCAGCUGAUUUAGAAUCUAGUAUUUAA